GCACCGGGACGUCAACCAUUGGUCGGUAGCGCACCACUCCCACGAGACCCUAUUGGUUACGUCCCACGUAAACACAAUACACGGUAACUCGCACAGAACUAGAAAAUUUCGAAUGCAAAAACUUAGGUGGUUCGCUUUUGGUAUAUUAUUUUUACUUGGAACUCCACGCGAUCCGUACGCACUUCAUUGCACCAGGGACACUCGGUUCUUAUCGUUCGUACCGUACCAGAAAGGUUCAUCGUCGUACAGUGUUGAUCGGGCCGAAGGAGCGACGCGAAUGCUUUAAGUUGUACGGUCAAUUUAACCCGGGUGUCCGCUUUUUAAAUUGCCCUUAAACGAAGUUUAUUUAAUAUAUAUAUUUGGUGCUCGUCCCAAUUCAGCCCAUCAAUUGUAGACAAUCAACAGAAAUUAACGGUCGCUCAACCCCCUCCGUCGCUAUUGCCGCCGACGCCACAGUUGUUGUUCAAUUAAAAAUUUUAAACUAAAUUUAAUAGCGAACUUAAUCGAUAUCGGAUUUCCGUGAUUUGUUCUUCAGCCUACUACCCUCUUUGCUAUGGACGAGGGUGCCUUUGACGAAUCCAUGAUGUUCAAUGAAUAUCAUCAACAUCACCAAAAAUCCAGCUCACCACCAAGUCACCAACAUGUCCAACCGCUGUUGAAUUUCCAACAAUCUGGUGAUCUAAUGGGAUACACGACAUCCGAACAUAUAACACAAGAAAUGCACGGCCACCAUCAGCACCAUCAAUUACAGGACAUGGACUUGCACCGUCAUCACCAUUUGCAAGAUCAUCACGUCCACCAAGAUAGACAGUUGCAAAUGGGUGAUCCACAAGAUCUUUUUCAACUACCCGUAGCCACGUCUACGGUACCAGUUCAAUCAACAGACGGAACUAAUAGUAAUGGACAGAAACAUAUUAAAUUGGAAAUGGAUUCUAACUCUUUGCCUAACGUAGGCCAACAAACUUCAGGUCUACAAACAGAACAACCGACGGCUCCAAAAAAGUCUAGUUCGAAAUCGAAGAACACGGAUAAUAAUGGUACUAAAAAGAAAAAAACUAGAACUACGUUUACAUCUCAUCAAUUGGAAGAAUUAGAGAGAGCUUUUGAGAGAGCUCCAUAUCCUGAUGUAUUCGCCAGAGAGGAGUUGGCUUUGAACCUGAAACUCAGCGAAUCUCGCGUACAAGUUUGGUUUCAAAAUCGACGAGCCAAGUGGCGAAAGAGAGAACCGCCCAGGAAAACUGUCUAUUUGACAAAUUCUGUUUUCCCUUCCGGAUCGCCAGGUUCUUCGGUAAGCUCAACUUCUUUUACCACUCUAACAACUUUUGGCGGUAACGUAUCUCCUUCGAUGGGCACAUGUUCACCAGUUACUUUAACCGGAUCUGAACCAUGGGGAUAUGGUUCCGGUUAUGGUGACUUGACUCAUUUAAAUUUGCUUAACAACAAUACUGUACCAUUUGCACAAAACACUUUUCAUAAUGCCAACGGAUUUGGUAGUGGAUCGUACGUCCAACAGCCGCAAGAUAGCCCGGGUUUGUUUUCGGCCGGUAUGCAAUGCUUAGCUCGGUCCGACUUGAUGGGUUCGCUACAAGAUCAAUCACCGCCUGAUCGUGAUUACCAUGGACACCACCAACUCAACAAACACGUGGUCGAGUCAUACGUAAUGAGUCAAGACAUGGUGGGUCUUCUUCAGCAGGACGCCAACGAAUGCGCCGAUAUUGUAGGUGCUAUGGGAUAUGACGUUGAACAGCAACAACAACAGCAGCAGCAGCAGUCCAGGGUACAAGACGACCAAGAGUGUCGUGGGGAAGAAGAAUCCGGCGUUGUCAAAGUAGAGCCCCCGUUUACACCUUUGCCGCCGUUUAUCAACUGACACAGGCGGUUUCAGUUUGACACGUACGAGUAUCAAACUGAAUUCGACUGAAAAAACUCGUGUGUCCAGACGUCUUGUUUAUUUGUAAAAUUAUGAACAUAAGUAUUGAACUAUUGUUUUAUUCAUAUUAGCCAUAGUAUUGGCUAUCAAAUAUUUCAAUUGGCAAAAAGGGUCAUUAAAAGUCUGUAUUUUAAGUAAAGUUAUGAUCAUCUAUAAUUUAGAAUUAAAUAAAUAGUUCAUUAAGAUACAAGUUAAAGUGGUUUUUGGUAUAUUUUAUAUUAUUAUUUGUACUAUUUGUUGUAAAUACAUAGUUAAUUUUUUUUUUUUUACUUAGACAUUUUUUUUGUACUAAUAUUUGAAGUGCUUGAAUACAUUAAGUACUAUUAUAAAUUAUAAUUCUAAAAUAAAGUAUCUUUUUAAUGUUAAUAAUAAUCUAUAAUAUUUAUAAAAAAUGAUAGAAUUUCAUGAACUUUAUCAAAAUGAAAAAUAAUAUUUUUUUACAUUUUUCAUAUACCAAAUACUUCUGGUUUGUGUAGCAGAUAAAUAAGUCAAAUGCUGACAUUGAAAGUACGUUUUUAUACAUAAUUUAAUUAAUAAUUUUAUUACUAAUGAAUAAAAUAUCAUAGAAAUAAUUGUAUUUUUAAUGUGCAAAUGUUAUUUUAUUUACAAUAAUUUGUUAUAUAAGUUAUACUAUUUACUAAAUCAACAAAAUUACAAAGCUCUUCCAUAUUUAGUAUUAAAUUUUUGUAAUGUGUAAUUUUUUUUAAGAAUUAUAAAACAAAUAGGUUUUCUUGUGAUGUAAUUUAUACACUUAGUUUGCGAAAUCAUUCAAAUCGUGCCUUAUUAUAAUAUUACAGAGAAGACGAGUCGUUAUUGAAACAAUUUCUAACGCCAAGUCAUUGUAAUAUUUUUAUUUGUAUAUACGUUAUUAUUUUAUAAUUUAUAAACAUUUUAAAAACAAAUUUAAUAAAUU
Daktulosphaira vitifoliae (grape phylloxera) is the source of this 2843-nucleotide messenger RNA. RefSeq names its product homeobox protein orthopedia B-like. Gene Ontology annotation, molecular function: RNA polymerase II transcription regulatory region sequence-specific DNA binding; DNA-binding transcription factor activity, RNA polymerase II-specific. The coding region runs from base 554 to 1870 and encodes 438 amino acids. Gene Ontology annotation, biological process: regulation of transcription by RNA polymerase II. The transcript is spliced from 4 exons. Lineage: Eukaryota; Metazoa; Arthropoda; Insecta; Hemiptera; Phylloxeridae. The record is from RefSeq and is a predicted model, not a curated record.